Morus notabilis is the source of this 2067-nucleotide messenger RNA. RefSeq names its product synaptotagmin-5. The transcript has 13 exons. Gene Ontology annotation, cellular component: endoplasmic reticulum. NCBI's taxonomy places the organism in Eukaryota, Viridiplantae, Streptophyta, Magnoliopsida, Rosales, Moraceae. Gene Ontology annotation, molecular function: lipid binding. Bases 40 to 1740 code for a protein of 566 amino acids. The record is from RefSeq and is a predicted model, not a curated record.
UAAUAAAUCCAAAUUCUGGGUACUACAGAGAACUCAAAAAUGGCGUUCUUUCUGGGCCUGUUUCUGGGAAUCACGGUGGGUCUGGCGGCGAUCGUGGGCUUCGUGAAGUGCGAGAAUCACCGCUCCAAACGCCGCUCCGAAUUAGCGGCCACCAUUGCCGCUUUUGCUCGGAUGACCGUGGAAGAUUCCAGAAAGAUCUUGCCUUCUGAGUAUUAUCCUUCUUGGGUCUCCUUCACUCAGUGGCAGAAGUUGAAAUGGCUGAAUCAGCAUCUUUCGAAGAUCUGGCCCUAUGUUAAUGAGGCAGCGUCUGAGCUGAUAAAGACUAAUGUUGGGCCGGUUCUUGAGCAAUAUAGACCUAUUAUACUGGCAUCUCUCAAGUUUUCAAAGUUUACUCUUGGCACUGUGGCUCCACAAUUUACAGGAGUCACAAUUGUUGAAGAUGAAGGAGAUUGUGUUAUCAUGGACUUGGAAAUGAAGUGGGACGGAAACCCGAGCAUUAUUCUAGAUAUUAAAACUUUACUUGGUGUUGGCCUACCUGUUCAGGUUAAAAACAUUGGAUUCACUGGAGUUUUCAGGUUAAUAUUCAAGCCUCUGGUUGAUGAGUUACCGUGCUUUGGAGCUGUUUGCUAUUCUUUGAGAGAAAAGAAAGAUUUAGAUUUUACGCUUAAAGUUGUGGGUGGUGACAUUUCAUCAAUUCCUGGGCUUUAUGAUGCAAUUGAGGGCACAAUACGAGAUGCUAUCGAAGAUUCAUUGACAUGGCCUGUUCGAAAAAUUGUUACCAUUUUGCCUGGGGAUUACAGUGAUCUGGAAUUGAAGCCAGUUGGGACAUUGGAGGUGAAGCUUGUGCAGGCAAAGGAGUUGACAAAUAAAGACCUAGUUGGGAAAUCAGAUCCCUAUGCCGUACUUUACAUCCGGCCUCUACGUGACAGAAUGAAAACCAGCAAAACUAUUAACAACGAUUUGAAUCCAAUCUGGAACGAACAUUUUGAAUUUAUUGUUGAAGAUGCUUCCACUCAGCACUUGGCGGUGAAAAUUUAUGACAGUGAGGGGGUUCAGUCAUCUGAGCUCCUUGGAUGCGCUCAUGUAAGGCUAAGCGACCUUGAGCCUGGUAAAGUAAAGGAUGUAUGGUUGAAACUGGUUAAAGAUUUGGAUGUUCAGAGAGAUACAAAAUACAGAGGGCAGGUGCAUUUGGAGCUCUUGUACUGUCCAUUUGGCAUGGAGAAUGGCUUUACCAACCCCUUUAGUUCCAACUUCUCGAUGACCUCUUUGGAGAAGGUCCUCAAAAGAGGGGCGAAUGGAACAGAAGUUACAGAAAAUGAAAAGGAAAUCGCUCAGAAGAAAAGGGAGGUUAUUGUCAGAGGUGUACUCUCUGUCACCGUGAUAUCUGCUGAAGACUUGCCUCCUGCUGAUCUGGUGGGGAAGGCUGAUCCUUAUGUGUCACUCACAUUGAAGAAAGCUGGAACGAAAAACAAAACUAGGGUUGUUAAUGACAGCUUGAAUCCUGUUUGGAGCCAAACGUUCGACUUUGUUGUCGAGGACGGAUUACACGACAUGCUAAUUGUUGAAGUCUAUGAUCACGACACUUUUGGGAAGGAUUAUAUGGGAAGAUGCAUCUUAACACUCACAAGGGUGCUUCUGGAAGGGGAGUACAAAGACUCCUUCCAGCUAGAUGAAGCGAAAUCCGGAAGACUGAAUUUGCAUCUCAAGUGGAUGCCACAACCAAUUUUGCGCGACUCUUGACUGAUGACGAUCUAUCUUAUACAGCUAUAGCUGACGAGGAACGCUCGAUAUUUUGGAGUAUAUAUUAUCCGAGUGUCUAUGGAUAAUGAUAAAAAGGACAUAAAAUGGUCUACUUGGUGCUUAAUAAUCCUGUCAUCUUGUGUUUGUGAGGGUAAGCGCUUGAUUGGUGUACAUAAUUGUUUCAUAACACCAGUUAUAAUAGAGUAGUGAAGUUUCAUGGAAAAUACCAGCCAGAUUUAUGGUUGGAGAUGCGCGUAGUUCACUUUUUUUUUAACCAACUUUAUCACUUCAUUGACGUUACAUUUACAGCGGGUUUUAUUCAGCUUC